This is a messenger RNA of Ornithorhynchus anatinus (platypus), 1696 nucleotides long. It is a transcript of the gene TRIM69, whose product is annotated as tripartite motif containing 69. Lineage: Eukaryota; Metazoa; Chordata; Mammalia; Monotremata; Ornithorhynchidae. The record is from RefSeq and is a predicted model, not a curated record. The coding region runs from base 96 to 1649 and encodes 517 amino acids. The transcript has 7 exons. Gene Ontology annotation, molecular function: protein binding.
UGUCCUAGCAACCGACCAACUGCCAUGGAACCCGAUGGCUACCACCUCUGCCUUGACCUCCAUCCCCAACUCCUGCCCCGACCUGGCAGUGCCCAAUGGAUCUGCAGUCAUGGAACAAAUACCACCAGAACGAGCAGCCCUCUUCACCCAUCAUGCCCACCAUGAGCAGCAACACUGAAGAGAAAAAAGGGCCUGCUGCCGCCUCCAGCCUUGACCCCCACAUGGCCUCCGAGGCUCAGGUGGAGGAGAUCAUGCAGGACCUGAGCUGCCCUCUCUGCCGAGACUGGUUCGGAGACCCGAUCCUCCUGGCCUGCGGCCACAACUUCUGCAGCAUCUGCCUCAGCGGACUGUGGGGCCAGCGGGAGGACACUUACUGCCCCGAGUGCCAGCAGCUGUGCCAAGACCGCCAAGGCACCCCCAACUGGGCUCUGGGGCGGCUGGUGGAGAAGGUGCGGGGCCUGCCCUUGGGACGGGGCCAGCCCCAGUGCCAGGAGCACAAUGAGAGCCUCAAGCUGUUCUGCAAGCAGAGCGGGAAGCUGGGCUGUUUCCAGUGCAAGGACUCCCAGCUGACCAAGGGGCAGGUCCCCGAGUUCCUGAAGAUCCCAGAUGCCGUCCAGCUGUACACGGAGGAGUUGAUGACCACUCGUGGCCACAUGGAGGUGGCCCUGUCAGAGCUGCAGAGCCUGCGUGCCAUACAGAAGGAAGCCAUCUCUGCUCACAAGGAGAAUCAGCUACGCCUGCAACACCACAUCUCGCUGGAGUUCUUGAAGCUGCACCAGUUCCUGCACAGCAAAGAGAAGCGCCUCCUGGAGGAGCUGAGGGAGGAGGGCAAAGCCCAGAACCAGGAGAUGGACAGGAACCUGAUCCAGCUCCAGGAGCGGGGCAACAGAGCCAAGGAGAUGCUGGUGGCCAUCCAGAGCCGGAUGGAACAGCACAACUCCUUCAAGUUCCUUGUGGACAUCAAGUCCUUCCUGCAGAGCCUGGAGCAAGGGACCGAGGUACUGCUCCCCUGUGAGGUCCUCAUCAGGGAGCUGAGCCUAGGCAAGUUCAAGGGCCCUAUUCAGCACAUGGUGUGGACAGAAAUGCGGACAAUCCUCUGCCCAGGCCUUUCCUUGGUGACUCUGGACCCCAAAACGGCCCACCCGAACUUGGUGCUGUCAGAAGACCAGACUAGCGUACAUCACGACGACAUCAAACGGCCCCUGCAGGACUUCCCAGAGCGGUUUGACUCGAGCGUGGCGGUGCUGGGCACGGAGGGCUUCACCACGGGCAAGCACUACUGGGAGGUGGAAGUGGCCAACAAGACCAAGUGGACAGUGGGCAUCGUCAGGGAGUCCAUUCCCCGCAAAGGCAACUGCCCCUUGUCUCCCCAGGAGGGGUUCUGGCUUCUGCGCCUGAGGAACGGGACGGAGCUGAAGGCUCUGGAUGUUCCCUCCCGCAGCCUGGAGCUGGGCCAGGCCCUCUGCAAGGUGGGGGUGUACCUGGACCACGAGGGAGGUCAGGUGUCCUACUACGAUGCCAGCACCAUGGCCCACCUGUACACUUUCAACAGCACCUUCACCGAGAAGCUCUUCCCCUACUUCUGCCCCUGUUUGAACGAGGCCGGGAAGAACUCGGAGCCACUGCGCAUCCACCAUCCCAUCUUGUAGGCCCCGAUGGGUCAGCUCGGGCCCCCAUUAAAGAAGGCGGAAGUGGC